This is a messenger RNA of Coregonus sp. 'balchen', 5520 nucleotides long. NCBI's taxonomy places the organism in Eukaryota, Metazoa, Chordata, Actinopteri, Salmoniformes, Salmonidae. The record is from the annotation of a GenBank genome assembly.
AUGAAACUGACACUGCAUCUCUGUGUGUUAUGGCUGUUGCUGGUAUGGAGCGCAGGGGCCUCUGAAAGGAGACCCCUCAAAAGGACAAUCUUACAACGAACAUCCCUCCAGGGGGGGAUUUUUAACAGAACACAAAAUAUGUUGAACUCUGACAGUAUUGCUCCUUCCGCUAUAAGUGUGUCCCUUGUGGCGAGCCAUCAUGACAAAAUGCAGAGAGAUGAGAAAGCUGAGCUCCCAACAAGAAGAAAAGGACCGCCAAGCAGAAGAGUUAUGCCAAGCAGAAGAGUACCCCAACAACCAAAGAAACCCAUAAACCAGGUUGUCAGUGGCGCUGGCACAUCUCAAGGCAACAGUAAACCAGUGACAGGGGUGGUGGUUCAGACUCCGUCCAUACCAGCCCGCACUGUACCCGGCAGCGCAGGCUCCCUCAACGUCUUGGCCAGCUUCGCAGGGAAGAACCGGGUCCUCGUCAUCUCCGCCCCACAUGACUCAGACGGCUACUACCGCCUGAUGAUGACCCUCCUCAAGUCGGACGUCUACUGCCAGAUGGCGGAGCGGCACAUGCAGAUGAUAGUGAUGUUCCACCGGGAGGGAGAGCGGGGUGGUAAGGUGCGGCGGGUCAACGCCAAGGGACAGGUCACGGAGGAGCCCCUGGAUACGGUCCUCAUCCCCAGGCUGAUGAACUUCCUGAAGUUGGAGGAGGGGAAGUUUGGCAUGGUUCUCCUGAGGAAGACCCUCCAGGUGGAGGAGAGGUACCCGUACCCGGUCAGGCUGGAGGCUAUGUACGAGGUGAUGGACCAGACCCACAUGCGCAAGCUGGAGAAAGCCAGGCAGAGGGGCUUCGUGCAGAGGUGCAAGGCGGCCGGUGUUGAGGGCCAGGUGGUUGAGUCUCAGGGCCAGGGGGUAUUGACCACGGGGUCAGAGGUCAGAGUGAACUCUACGGUAGAGAGGGUGCCAGUGAGGAAAGGGGUGCAGAGACCAGCUCAAGGACCCAAGGCUGUGACAGUUACCACAACCCGACCAACCACCACAAAACCAACUACGACCACAAAGCCAACCACAACCACCACAACAACAAAGUCAACCACAACCAUCACAAGAAAAACAACCACAACAAAACCAACAACAACAACAAAACCAACAACUACCACCACAACAAAACCACCACCAACAACAAAAGCAACCACGACCACAACUACAACAAGGCCAACCACAACCACCACAAGAAAAACAACCACGACCACAACAAAACCAACAACUACUACAAUCACCACAAAAGCAACCACCACAACAAAACCAACAAGAACAACAAAACCAACAACUACAACCACAACAAAACCACCAGCAACAACAAAAGCAACCACGACCACCACCACUACAAAACCAACCACCACAACAAAACCAAAAACCACAACAACACGACGAACCACAACCACAACCACCACAAAACCCACAAUUCCGAAGCCCUUGGUCCCCCAGACAACACCACACUGGGACCUAGAGGUCCCCACCACAGACGAAUCCUCCUACACCCUCUCAGUGACCCACAAAAAUGGCAGAGAUGACGUUACAGAAUCCCACAGAGACCAAUAUGAAGAAGACACAACCGACGAUACCAAACAUGGCCGACAAGUUGUUACCUCUCCAUCUCAGCUCACUAACGACAACCCAACUGAAGGUGGGGAAGAACUGGGCAGUGAAUUUAAGGUUCUCCCUGAUGCACAGGUGGAAACAACUUCCCCCAAGAAGAGCAAGGUCAAGCAGCCUGUCAAUGCAGAGAGGAAGAAAAAGGCUGAUAAAUCAGGGGAAAAGAGUAAAGCAGACAAGAAGAGGUCGAAGGCUGCUAAAGACAGUGAUGGUGGCUUCUAUCGUGGCAGGAGACCAGGGAAGAAGGCCGCUAUUAACCAGGCGAAAGAGGCAGACAACGAGAGGCCCCCCACAAAACAGACAAACCCCUUAGUCUCCUUUUUUGGUUAUUUUGAGAAGAGACGACGUCUACUUGUGAGUAUUCUGUUGUAUUACAUAAAGGUAUUGAUUAAAUCUGAUAAGGAGCAUGCAUAUUGGUAGACUAGAACUGAAUAGAACAGAAUAGAACAGAAUAGACACAUGAUACAACAUUCACUUCUCUUUCCCUCCCAGGUGAUCACUACUCCAGACGAGGAGAAUCGUAUGUACACGCAGCAGAGAGAUGAGUAUCUGGAGCAUGUGUGUGAAUUGGGUGUCAGAAAAAUCUCUCUUAUCACCAUAUUUGGCUCUCUGACCAAUGGCACCAUGAAGAUGGACCAUUACCAGGCUGGUAAGUAAAGUCUUGAACUUUUUGUUGCUAAUUUUCUAUUCUAUUUUACUCUGAUGACAAGUGUAAUAAACGUUUGUGGUUACAGAGAAGGAUCAGCCUCUGAAAGGCAUGAAAGAAGAGGACUUCACAAACCAGUCACUCAUCAGAGCCUUGAGAAAGGACUUGGGACUGAUAUUUGAUGACUACUAUAUGGUGCUGACUGACUUUGAUAUGAAAGUGAAGGUUGGUUCGUCUUGUUUCCCUAUAAAGGUUACUGCGGUAUAAUAACAAUGUAUUAUUGUAUACUGCUACUUAGUAUUGUGCAUCCUGGAUGCACUUCUUAUUUUGAUGAAAGAGCAUUUAACUUUUCGCUCCUGUGUCUGAGUGAAAAUCCAUCAUAUCGGUUGAGUGCUUCAAUAACUCAAUUUUACUGCAGUGAAUUGAUACAGUAUCAUCCGUGACACGUUUUCUGUCUAAAGACGGGAUAUUGUUUUCUGUCCCCAUUCACAGCAAGAAUAUGAGGUGCCCAUCGCCAUGACGGCUGUGUUUGACUACAUAGACACGUUCUUCUCACGCAUCAAGGAGAUGGAACAGCAGAAGAAGCAAGGAGUGACGUGUAAGAAAGAAGACAAAUCCAAAUCCUUAGAGAACUUCCUCUCACGGUACUAGUGGGCUUUUGUUAUUAUCUAGGACUAUGCAAUUGCAAUAUAAGAGUGUGUGACUGCAGUUUCAAGUCAACACAACUGACAAAUACACUUGCCUAAAACUGACACUGACAUCCUGUGUGCUCCUGGUCGAACAUAUAUGCAAAUAAAUAAAGCUAUGCAUUCGUAACCUUUUUUGUUCCUCUCAAAUGCUCGUGGAAUUUUGUUUGUAUAUAUUUGAUGUCAUAGUUUUUUCUGUGUUUUAUAUUUUUCUAGGUUCCGCUGGAGACGCAGGCUGUUUGUGAUCUCCUCCUCUGACGACGAGGAAUGGGCCUAUCAGCAGCAGCUCUAUGCCCUGACCAGCCAGGCCUGCAAUCUGGGUGAGUAGUGAUGUCACACUGUUGUCUCAGGCCUGUACGGUACAUUAGACGUUUCGUGAUGAUUUCACCGGGGCCCUUAAGUGUUUGUUUUGGCUGCGUCACACCCAUUUCCGGAGAUGUUCAGAAUGUGUGGGCACAAUUUGGUCAACUAGGGUGGCAGGUAGCGUAGCGGUUAGAGCGCUGGGCCAGUAACUGAAAGGUUGUUGGUUCGAAUACCUAAGCCGACAAGGUGAAAAUAUGUUGACGUGCCUUUGAGCAAGGCACUUAACCUUAAUUUGCUCCAGGAGCUCUGUACUACAAUGGCUGACCCUAUAAAACAACACAUUUCACUGCACCUAUCUGGUGUAUGUGACAAUAAAACAUGACCAAAACAAUGUUUUUGCCUGUUACGUUCAAGAGCAGACACAUUUCCCUAAUACCUCACCAGCGCACUCCCUCAAGCUUAUAGAGAAAGUGCAGGGAGUGUUAUCUCUCAAAUACCACUCCUGAAACACACUGUCCUUAUCCCUUGUUGUUACUGUCUGUCACUGUUGGUCCAACGAGCCAUGCUGUACAGGCAUCAUUAUAUAUCUUUUAACAUCAUUAUCAUUAUAUAUAAAUUAACUUUUAACAGAAGAUAAUCUCAUGGAAUGUCCCCUUAUUUGUAGCUUGCAGAGUCUGUCACAAUUAGUUUUAACUGUUGCAAAAUAUGUAACAAACUGCAUUAGCUAUGCAAACAAACGAAAGGGAAUAUUUGGCGUUUAGCUAUAACAUGCCUGAAUUGUUUAGGUUAGAUAAUGGACACCACUUUAAAGCUUAGCUAGGAUAGAGGUCUCUUGUGACUCAACAGAAUGUUUGGUAUUUGGUUUUGAACUUGUUGUAGACAAUGUGGUCAACUACUCAUGUUGGUCUAGCACUGAUGAAAAACAGGGUUCUUAGUUUGGGAGGACAGGCUAUUAUUUAGCUGCAAACAGAGUCUUACUGUGGAUGACAUUAAGAGCACUGGGAUGAAAGAUCUGCAAAUUAGAAACAUUUGCAAUUCGAGAAAGGAAUCUGGCUAGCACAGUGAAACUAAUAAAACAAGACUGUUGAGCUUCAGUUGUAUGCAUGCAUUUUAGUGCUUCUACUGGGAAAUGCUUAAUGGACUCAGUUUGGCCACAUUGCAUAAAACCACUGCUUACACCUAUAUCCAUACCUUCAGAUCUACUAGAUGUCUUUGGGAAGGCGCUAGGGCUUGGUUUGAAAUUGGUUUGAUAUUGGGUGUAAGAGGUGCAGUGGUGUAAUGGGCAAGUGAAAUGACUUGUUUUCAACUGGCUCUACUCAGGCCUGCGCCACUUGUCUGUGCUGAAGCUGAUUGGAAAGGACAUGGAGGAUAUGGGCGGGACCCUUGAGCUAUAUCCAAUCAACGGUAAGAAACGGAGUAAUUGUUACCAUAUUGGUGGAAAAAUCCUUAGCUUAUAUGACUGAAGUUUUGGUUAUGUAACUGAAGUAUUCUUCUUCUUCUUUUUUUUUUUCUUCUUUUUUUUCUUCUUCUUCUAAACAUUAUGUUGUUCUUAAUGUAUGAAAUCAAUUAAAGUUAACCCCUCAACCCUGCCUGUGUCACAGGUACUGCCACUGUGGAACGUGAGGACGUCUCUCCCUCUCUGGUGAAGGACAUCAGGAACUACUUCCAGAUCAGCCCGGAGUACUUCUCUAUGCUCCUGGUGGGGAAAGACGGCAACGUCAAGUCCUGGUACCCGUCUCCCAUGUGGUCCAUGUCCAUCAUAUAUGAUCUGGUUGACUCCAUGCAGCUCCGUAGACAGGAAAUGGCUAUCCAGCAGUCCCUUGGCAUGCGCUGUCCUGAGGAUGAGUAUGGGGGCUAUGGUCAUGACAGAGACCCGGAUGGUUACCACCGUGGAUAUGGUUACUAAAGGAUUGAGAAUAUGAUGUUCCCCUCAGGAUGUGUUCCAUUUUCUAUUGAGGCCUGGUUGUGGCCUUGUCCCAUGAACUAUAUGAAGCUAUUGUAUGAAUGGCAUUUCAUGAAGGCUUUUUUUGCAUUUUGAUAACUGUGAAGUUGUUUUUAUAAGAAUUGACUUUCCUAUAAUAGAUUAUGAAAAUGCAGCAUACUUUUUCUUCCAUUAUAUUUUUGUCUAUUGAAUAUAUGAGUUGUUUCACAGGGAGAAUGGAGAUUUCAGAUUAAAAACAUUUGGCAAUUGCCUUUUAUGUUUUGCAUAUAUUUUUUAUCUUGUAUGGAGAUAUACAG